Molecule: messenger RNA, 2906 nt
Organism: Durio zibethinus
Lineage: Eukaryota; Viridiplantae; Streptophyta; Magnoliopsida; Malvales; Malvaceae
Product: triosephosphate isomerase, chloroplastic-like
Biological process (GO): gluconeogenesis; glycolytic process; glyceraldehyde-3-phosphate biosynthetic process
Cellular component (GO): cytosol
Molecular function (GO): triose-phosphate isomerase activity
Source: RefSeq, a predicted model, not a curated record
AUUGUUGGGAAAUUGCUGGUCUCGAAUGCUGAAGACUACAGAAGCUGUUAUCGCAUGAAAGCACUUAGUUUUACGCAUGCCUCCCUGUCUGCUUGCAUGGUGGUUUAUAGCCACCCUGAUAGGAAUGAAGAAUCUUCAUUUUAAUUCUGAGUUACAAUCUUAAACUGAGUGCUUUACUAAGUUUGCUUCUUUGACUUUAAGCAUGAUGGGAUGACCUCCGUCGGCAUUUCGCUAUAUUAAACCAGGCAAAUAGGCUCCAUAGCAACCCAGAAAUUUGUUCUAAAAGAAUGCGGAUGGUCUUCAAUCUUCAUCUCACUCAUUCACUUAUUGGUGGCAGGUCAUGGGUUGGGUUGUAUGCUGGACAGAAAUUGGGGGAAGUUGGACCCAUACUGAACCAAUUUAUCUUUUAUUGAAUGAGACCAUCGACCAAAAAACAAAAGUUCCCAUGUUAUUUUGUCAAAUGCUUCAAGCCAAUGACGAUGAAGACCUUUAUAAGGAUUUGGAUGAGUAGCACCGGCUUAUUGUAUAGCAGUACAAACAGGAGCAAGCACAAAAAGCAAAAGUGGUUGGCUGGUUAUUAGAAAGAAUUAAAGGAAAGACAACAGGAGGUUGCCUACCGUGAUCGCACUCUCUCAACCGUUUCCCUGGAUGUUAUACUGCGAGUGUGUUGUUUUGAAAGGGUGAUGACAUGUACAUACGUGUACGGUACCCUGAACUCGUCACCACAGAUUCACGAAGAUUCAAAUCACUUUAUCUACAUUCUUCUUCACUUGUGUUAAACACGUGGCAACAGGAGAAGGAUUUUCAAUGCUGUUCAGAUAUUAUCCGACCAGUACCAGCAGAGGAGAGCUAUGAAAAUCUAACAAACAGUUUAAAUGGCAUCGUCUCCUCCGAGCAAUGAUUUUACCUUUGCCAAGAUGUCUUCUCGUUGAAGGGCAGCUACAACUCCGAUUCUAGGAACCAUGGAAUGUCAGAUUUUUUAGGUCAAGAUAAAUACUAAUUCCAGCGCUUCCCAUUUUCGUGACUGCACGUUCCCCCUUUAAUUGCAAUUUUUAUUUAUUUAAUUUAUUAAAUAAAAAUGACCUUUUUAUUAACUUUUAAAAAUCGUAUGCCAUGCCAUCUGAUGUCACUGAGCGUGCGUUUGCACGCGUUCGAAAGCCGCGUGAGGGUACCAACUCGGUCCUUGACAACCCUGCGAUUUAACAGUGAGCAAAACAUAAAUCCAAAGUGAACAACGCAUCUGGAAGAAAAAAAAAAAAAAAGUGAACACCACAACUUUAAAAGCUCAUCACCCCCACUUUCCCCCAGGGAAAGCCACAUCCCAUAAAACUCAGCCACACCAAACUCAAGAAACAGCCUCAGUUGAACAUGGCAUUGGUAUCUACAAAUUGCACACCGUUCAGUGGACUUCGCCGAUCAUGCUCCAAACUCGACAAAACACAUUCUCAAUCAUUUGUUCAACAAGUCAACUCUCAACUCCGUCUCUCCUCUUCUCGCAAACCUUGCAGAGCUGUUAUUGCCAUGGCGGGCUCUGGAAAGUUCUUUGUUGGGGGCAACUGGAAAUGUAAUGGAGCAAAAGAAUCCAUCACGAAGCUUGUUUCUGACUUGAACAGCGCAAAGUUGGAGAAAGAUGUUGAUGUUGUUGUGGCACCUCCCUUUGUUUAUCUCGAUCAGGUGAAGGCUUCAUUAACUGAUCGAAUUGAGGUAUCUGCUCAGAACUCUUGGAUUGGAAAAGGUGGGGCUUUCACAGGAGAAAUCAGUGUGGAACAAUUGAAAGAUAUUGGCUGCAAGUGGGUCGUUCUUGGGCAUUCUGAACGCAGGCAUAUUAUUGGUGAAGAUGAUCAGUUUAUAGGAAAGAAGGCUGCUUAUGCUUUGAACGAAGGUCUUGGAGUAAUAGCUUGUAUUGGCGAAUUAUUAGAAGAAAGAGAAUCAGGCAAAACUUUUGAUGUUUGUUUCCGGCAACUGAAGGCUUUUGCUGAUGUUGUGCCCGGUUGGGACAAUAUAGUUAUUGCUUAUGAGCCUGUAUGGGCCAUUGGGACUGGUAAGGUGGCUACACCCCAGCAAGCUCAGGAAGUACAUGUAGCCGUCCGCGAUUGGCUAAAAAAGAAUGUUUCUGAGGAAGUUGCAUCUAAAACACGUGUCAUAUAUGGAGGGUCUGUGAAUGGAAGCAACUGUGUUGAGCUUGCAAAGCAAGAAGAUAUUGAUGGGUUUCUUGUUGGUGGUGCUUCCUUGAAGGGGCCCGAGUUCGCUACAAUUGUCAACUCUGUAACAUCCAAAAAGGUUGCUGCUUAAAUAUAUGAAGCGGAUUAAAGUAACAAAUAAAGGGCAAAGAGGCAAAGAGAAGCUAUUUCAGGUUGAAGCUUCAUAUUACCUGUGAGUUAGUGUUAUCCAAUGGAGUUUUGAUUACUUAUUUUCUUUUUCCCCAAAAUGAUUGGAAAAAUCUGUUGUUUCUUUCUCAUGUACUAUUUGUUAAAUUUCUUUAAAAUGCUAUGGGCACCAUACAUAAUUCACCGACAUUGGGAGAGUGCAUAGGGUUGACCGUUUGGCACUCCAAAUGCUCACUGCUACAUUCUCAUUUGCUCGUGUGGUUGUUGGAAAUUCUGGAUGGAACCAAGGAAGAUACCUGUUUUCCUAGUAUCUAGAACAUAUGAUAGUUUUCAUCAUUCAAUUUUUGAUUCCGUGAUUUUAGAUGUAUUCCACAUUUGAGUUUAUGCAAAUACUCGGAAGGACGAUACCUGUUGACUACCGCCCAAGGCAGCUGCUUUUUGAUGUCUAUUCAAACAUCAUUCGACAUACAUAUGAGCUCUAUAGCCUCCACAUUGGAGAGCCAAUGGUUCCAGCUGGGUGCCUUAUAUGGCAUGAGAUAAGUUAUCUUUUAGAAGUUUCUCAAAAAAAAAAAAAAAAAA